GAUGAUCAAAUGCUGAUCAAACGGUGAUCAAUAGCUCGAAAGAAUCAUGAAUUACUUUUAUAAGUUGACCUAUCUCUUAAAUGGGACAUCUGUCAGAGGAAGAAAGUGCUGUUUUGUAGAGAGGCGAGUUUAAAGAGUUGGUAGUGUUGAAAUGUUGCGCGCUCUCUCUCUCUUCCCUUCCACGGGGCGCAACUUACAAUCAAGGAGGAGCCGAGAGUCCUGCGGGGUUUUCUCCUGGAACCUGCUAGUCAAAUAUAAAGCGCUUCCUCCCAUCCACCAGGAAAGACUGAACCAUAAUUCAGAAGAGGAGCCGCUGCCUGAGCACAUCUGUGCUUUCUCCCAAAUCCGUAGCGAUCUAGUGAGUGAGUGAAGCAGCCGUGGAGUUUUAAUUGUACUAUUAUUCUCAUUAUUAUUAUUACUUAAGCAUGUCUGUGUAGUUUCUCGGUCGCUUAAUUAGCCGACAGUGAGAACACAACUUCUCUGAGAGACGCGCAUCGUAAGUUUGCAGAGGAGAGCGCGCAGAUGGCUGCUCUCAUCAGCGCGUACUCGUCGUGGCCGGAGUCCUUCGAGUGUCCUCCGGGAGACGGAGACGGGGCCGACGGGCAUGGUCCUCACAGGAAUGCCGGGGAAAAGGCGCCGGAGCCGCGGAUCAGACGACCCAUGAACGCGUUCAUGGUUUGGGCCAAAGAUGAGCGCAAACGGCUGGCGAUUCAAAAUCCUGACCUGCACAAUGCCGAGCUCAGCAAAAUGUUGGGCAAGUCAUGGAAGGCCCUUACUCCCCCUCAGAAGAGGCCCUAUGUUGAGGAAGCAGAGAGGCUUCGGGUGCAGCACAUGCAGGACUACCCCAACUACAAGUACCGGCCUCGCCGGAAGAAACAGCUGAAACGCAUCUGCAAGCGAGUCGACCCCGGGUUCCUCCUGAGCGGGCUGGGUCCUGACCACAGCACUCUGCCAGAUCAACGAGCCCUCUGCCACCCCCUCGACAAAGACGAGGGCAGCCCUAAUGGAGCCGGCACCAGCUUUUCCAGCUCCAGCCCUGCUCUGCCUAGCGUCAGAAGCUUCAGAGACCCGGCUGGCUCCAACAGCAGCUUCGACACCUACCCUUACGGCCUGCCCACCCCUCCUGAGAUGUCUCCGUUAGAUGCGGUGGACCACGAGCAAAUACCCCCCUCUUAUUACUCAACAUCUAGUAGCUCCUCUGUUUCCUGUUCUUCCUCAGUCUCCUGUCCAGAUGAGCACCACCAGAAUCAGACACACAUGGGCAGCCCACCCCCUUACCACUCUGAUUACACUCACACCCAGAUUCACUGUGGGGGCUCACAAUUAGGUCACAUCUCUCACAUGUCCCAUACUGGAGGCGGCAGUGGACUGAUCCCUGGGCCACCCCUGUCUUUUUACAGCUCCCCACCUUUCCCCCAGAUUCACCACGGGGUCCACCAGGGCCACCUGGGUCAGCUGUCCCCCCCACCAGAGACACAAGGUCACCUGGAGACUCUAGACCAGCUGAGCCAAGCUGAGCUUCUCGGUGAAGUGGACCGCAAUGAGUUUGACCAGUACCUGAACUCUACCGCGAGCGGCUUCCACCCGGAGCAGGGCAGCGGCAUGACCGUUACAGGACACAUCCAGGUGGCAUCUGCUGCCACCACUUCUGCCACUACGUGUCCCAGCAGCUCCACAGAAACCAGCCUCAUUUCCGUGCUAGCAGACGCGACGGCGGCCUACUACAACAACUAUGGCAUCUCAUAAGCGUGGCCACAACUCCUAUUGAAUGCGUGACUGAUCAAAGACACUACAAAGGUUGAAGAAAUUUAGGACGAUGUUGUACUUGGGUGCUGAUAAAAGGGAAACCCUUAGCAUCUAAGGGCAAAUGAAUCCAACCAUGAUUAAAAACUGAACUGAUUAUAGAGCAAUAUGAUUGUCUGGAGCCGGGGAAAGAACAAAGAGCAAUUGGAGGACUGUGAAGAGAAGGAGAUGGACACCUCAGGGAUGCAGACACAAAACACUUACAGUAUGCCACCUCCAGUUGUCAAGAAAUCUCUAAACCAGUAAAACAGUCAAAAAAAAAAAAAGAAAGACAAAA
Molecule: messenger RNA, 2080 nt
Organism: Oreochromis niloticus (Nile tilapia)
Lineage: Eukaryota; Metazoa; Chordata; Actinopteri; Cichliformes; Cichlidae
Gene: sox7
Product: SRY-box transcription factor 7
Exons: 2
Coding region: 523-1746 (407 amino acids)
Biological process (GO): cell differentiation; positive regulation of transcription by RNA polymerase II
Cellular component (GO): nucleus
Molecular function (GO): RNA polymerase II cis-regulatory region sequence-specific DNA binding; DNA-binding transcription activator activity, RNA polymerase II-specific
Source: RefSeq, a predicted model, not a curated record